AUGAUUUACUUAAAGUCCCUGCUCAACGUUGUCGACAACUCUGGUGCUCUUGUUGUUGAAUGCAUCAAAGUUCUCGGCAAAAAACCUAAGAACCAUGCCCGCAUUGGUGAUCAGAUUGUGGUUGUUGUUCAAAAGGCCCGUCCUUUGGCUGCCGCAGGGUCUGGUCCUGGCGGCCCAUCUGCUGGUUCUUCCAACUCUCAGAAAUUGCGCCAGGGUGAUAUGCGCCAUGCCGUGGUAGUCCGUACUAAACAGCUGCAACCCCGUGCUGAUGGAUCUGUCAUGCGAUUCGAUGAUAACGCGUGUGUGCUUAUUAACAAUAACGGAGAGCCUCUGGGUACGCGUGUCAAUGGUGUCGUUGCCAAAGAGCUUCGUGAUAAGGGUUUCAAUAAGAUUAUUGCACUUGCUCCACGAACAGUUUAA
Molecule: messenger RNA, 420 nt
Organism: Magnusiomyces paraingens
Lineage: Eukaryota; Fungi; Ascomycota; Dipodascomycetes; Dipodascales; Dipodascaceae
Product: mitochondrial 54S ribosomal protein uL14m
Exons: 1
Coding region: 1-420 (139 amino acids)
Biological process (GO): translation
Cellular component (GO): mitochondrial large ribosomal subunit; ribosome
Molecular function (GO): large ribosomal subunit rRNA binding; structural constituent of ribosome
Source: RefSeq, a predicted model, not a curated record